Messenger RNA from Oncorhynchus tshawytscha (Chinook salmon), 6575 nucleotides. Its product is annotated as FH2 domain-containing protein 1-like. The coding region runs from base 1 to 3696 and encodes 1231 amino acids. The record is from RefSeq and is a predicted model, not a curated record. The transcript has 11 exons. Lineage: Eukaryota; Metazoa; Chordata; Actinopteri; Salmoniformes; Salmonidae.
AUGCAUGUUAUGAGCAGCCCGUCGCUGACCAAUGAGACAGAGAACUGCAGCAGCGAGUGCAGCAGCAGCGCCGCCAGCACCACCUCCGACCUCUCCCCAAUGUUGGGCCACAUCCCCUCCGCUUCUACUCUCCCCUCUCCCUUCUCCAAUGAACACCCCCUGCACCCUACCACACUACCAAACCACUACACCCCACCGCCACCACCACCCCUGCCCCCGAACACACCUCCUCCUCCUCCCCCACCACCAACCUCCCUCUCCAGCCACGGUGUGUGGAAGAAGCGGCAGGUGCGGAGCUUUUUCUGGAAGCCCAUCCCAGAGGAGAAGGUGCGGGGGCAGCCCAACAUCUGGACCAUGGCGGUGCGCUGCCAGCAGCAGUACCAGAUCGAUGUGCGCUCCGUGGAGGAGCUGUUCGGCCAGCCAGAGGAAGUGCAGGGUCGGGGGUGUGUGCCCGCCACCAGUGGAUCCUCCUCAGCCCGCAUCACCCGGUCCAGGUCCUUCAAGGAGAACAAGGACAAGAUCAGCAUUCUGGACUCCAAGCGGGGCAUGAACGUGGGCAUUUUCCUCAGGCAGUUCAAGAAGUCCAAUCACUCCAUCGUCGAGGACAUUCGCCAGGGAGAUGGCAAGCUGUACGGAGCUGAACUCCUCAAAGACCUGCUCAAACUCCUGCCCGAGUCUGAAGAGGUAAAGAAACUGAGGGCGUUCAAAGGGGACUCCAGCAAACUGACCCUGGCAGACUCCUUCAUGUACCUGUUGAUCCAGGUGCCUCGGUUUGAGUUGCGCAUCGAGGCCAUGGUCCUGUGUGAGGAGUUCUUUCAGUCCUGCGCUGUGAUGAGCCAUGAGAUCGAUGUCAUCCGCGUGGCCACCAAAGAGCUGAUGACUUGUGAGGAACUACACGCCAUCCUCCACCUGGUCCUGCAGGCUGGAAACAUCAUGAACGCUGGUGGCUACGCAGGCAAUGCCGUGGGCUUCAAGCUGUCAUCGCUCCUCUCGCUGGCCGACACCAAGGCCAACAAACCUGGCAUGAACCUGCUACAUUUUGUGGCUUUGGAGGCACAGAAGAAGGACGAGAAGCUGCUGAAGUUCCCUGAGAAACUUCAGGACAUCCAGAGCGCUUCCAGAAUAUCAGUGGAAAACAUUGAGUUGGAGUUCUCGUCUCUCUACGUCAGGACCAGAUCCCUGGAAGAGAAGGUCCAGAGUGACCCAGAGCUCCUGGAGCAGCUGAACCCCUUCCUGCAGUGCUCCACAAGGACACUCCAGGACCUGAAGAGGUGUAGGCUGGACCUGCGGAAGGAGGGUAAAUCGCUUAUUGACUUCUUCUGUGAAGACAAGGACACCUUCAUGCUGGAUGAGUGCUUCCGCAUCUUCCAGGACUUCUGUCUCAAGUUCAAAAAGGCUGUCAAGGAUAACCGGGAGCGGGAGCAUAAAGAGGCGGCCAGGCAGCGGCGUCUCAGAGAGCUGGAGGAGAAGCGCUUUGCCUGGAAUGCCGACCAGCAGAAGGCUGCUGGCGCAGGUAAUGGCGGCUUUGGCCGCAGCAGCAGCGAGAACGACAUGGAUAUGCUCACCAAGGAGGGCCUCCUGGACUUCCUCCAGCAGCGUCCCGCCAGCCCCCACAGCCCCCUGGGUCGUUCAGCCAGCGCCCGUCGCCACCGCCACACCGUGGCCGCCAUGGCCGACCGCGAGCUUAACGAAUACCUGGAGCUGUUUGGCAGUGACACGGCACUACCAGCUGACUAUGCCAACAAGUUCAACAGCCUGCCGCGCUCUGGCCGCACCCUCCAUCGGAGAACCGCCCCCUGUCUUGUGUCCCAGGAUGACAACCACAAGCUGGGGAAUGGGCAGCAGGUGCUGGCCACGUCACACCGGGCUGAGACGGAGCCCAUCAGCCCCUUGGCAAUGUACUCUUUCACAGGCAUUAAUGUCAACGAGGAACCGUAUAACAAUAAUAACAAUUACACGACCGUGUCCGAGGGGAGCUAUCUGCCUCGCUCAUGUCAGAACCGUAACGUCUUUCAGAAGACGCCCAACCCCGGAGUGAGCGUCACGGCACACAUGAACGUCAGCGUGGAGAGACACACUCUAGUCCUGGGAAUUCAACAGUUUGACCUCCCCAGUCCGAACAAUAACACAAAUCAAAUGCACUUCGUUGACCACAAAGACUUGGUGGAAACGGACUUGGAAAUGAAGACGGAAUCUCCAAAGACACUCAUUUUGGAUACCCCUCCUCCUUGUCCAAAGAGUUUGGAAAGAGGACCAGAGCCCAUGGCGUGGGAAGGUAAAAUGCCAUCCUCUCAGUUUGUGGUUGGCUCGCUUCAGAAGGAGGAAGAGGAGGAAAGCAGCACCGUCUCCUCAACCACCUGUGAUAUGCCCCUCCCUCUUGACCCCUCCGUAUCCAAUAAGAAACCGGUGUUCUACAUCUUAGACUGCACAGAAACGGACUGCUCCGUAGUACUUGACUACUCUGAGAUCGAAAGCUCGCCUCUAAUGAGGGAAGGAUUGGUCCCCGAUGUAAAAAACACUGACUGCAACAACAUCCAGGGGAACCUUCGAGACCCCAGCUCACUAUCCUCCAACUCCAACUUUGAUUCCACAUCCAAAAACGAUCAGUCCGUCUCUGCCUCCACAAAUGAGCUGUCGGUGUCAAAGUCCACAGACGAACGUGCCCCAUCCGUUGGCUCACUUGUCACCACGGAAGAGGGGGACACAGAUAGCUGGGACACGGCGGAGGCUAGGCAGGUGGGCGAGAAAGCUGUACAGACAUAUAGCCAUAAACCAACACACGCCAAGACCAAGAAUGUGUCAAAAGUUUCCAAAAACAGCAAAGUGGGUUGCGGCGUCAGGAUAUUGACCACCACUGAGAACCAGGGCAUGCGGAAGGUGGUGCCCAUCACCAAGCUAAGCCGGACUGGCCGUAACGCCAGGCGGGUGGAGAGACCUGCCGGGGGCCAUGGGGGUGCAAGGCAGCCGCUCAUCGACAAGAGCACCCCAGCCAGGGAGAGGGGUGAGAAGACCGGUUGGCCCGCCCGCCACUCCAGCUUGCCCCCAGAAGCCAAAUCCCAGGGGAACGCUGGCCUCUCUGGCUGGGCACAUGACCUCAACCUGCGAAAGCCCUCCUUCCGCAAGCCCAGCGCCAAGCCGCUGAGGAACCUGCCCAAGGCACCGCCGGAGGAGAAGAUGUGCCGCUCCACCAUGAGAGCCCUGGCUGCUCAGGCCCAAGGUCAGGUUAGGACACCUUCUGAGGCUAGCGCUCCCGAGACACCUACUCACAGCUCCAAAACCCCAUCAGCCACCCUGCCUGGCUGGGCACGCAACACUGUGGCCUCCUCCUCUCGGACCACCAAGAAGGAACUCGCUCCAACCCUCUCCAACCCCCCGACCCCCUCCAGGAGCCCCUCUCUCCUGUCCCGGAGCAGCUCCCAGAGUCAAGCACCCGCUCGGCCUCAAGCCGCUGCCACAACCACACGUCCUGCCAAAGGGGGGCAGCAUUCACCCCAGGGGGAGGAGAAGGAAAAGGCCCAAGGGGGUGGUCUGCAGAGGGUGCAGAGCGUCAGGGCAUCAAGCCGGGCGAGCACUCAGCGUAGCGACACCCCCCCAUCGCCGCCAACCCGUGAGCGCUCACGCAAGAGCAGCAGCUUCUCCAAAAAAUCUGUCCAAUCCACUACGUCAUGUAGGACCAUCAAGCCCACCUGGAAGUAGAACUCAAAUAUGGUGGAACUUGAUUGAAGCAAGAUAGGAAGAAAUGGUACUAUGGUUUUCCCCACAUACUGUAGACUGACAUUUUGUGUCCUCUUUCAUUAGCUACUCUAAGACAUCCCACCUCAUCCAUAUCAAGUCAUUAUACAGGGCUCCGUCAACACGUAUUGUAUGAACUGCAAAAAUAUAUAAUGCACUGUAUAAGAUUAUUUCUUCAUGAGCCCCCAUUUGUUUUUGAGCAUUCUUCACGGGGAGACAGAACUGACAAAUGGCAAAAUCCCCCUUUUUUCCUUCUUUGCCUGCGUUGUGGUCUUAAACUCUAUUUAAUAAGGUAUAAUAACAUGUCAAAAAAGAAGAAAAAUUAUUAUGCUUUUUUUUACAACCCAUUUUAAAAUGGUGUUUACAUGGUAUUUACUUAAAAACGAUGUGGUAGUAACAAUUUACUGUUACCAAAUGGCACAUAGCAACACGUGUGUCAACGCAUCUCGUGUGAUUACUAUGCAAUUAUUAGAUAAUUACCAUUUAAACAAGUACUUUCUAGGUAACUACCUGGUAAACAAUGACUGUAAAAUGAAGUGUUGCUGAAAACCCACUACUGAACAUGCUUGAAUGCUGCUAAUUAGCUUUGACAAUUUGGGGACUGUGUUAGUGUCUUCAUUCAGGGUAUGAGCUUUGUAAGACGCUGCCUUGCUGCUGUUGUGAAUGUGACUUUGAUUUCCGUGGUUCUCUACUUUCCUUGGCACAGCCGUACUAUACAGUAGCCUGGAGUCCACACUGAAUAUUGCUCUGUUUUUCACUUUACUGAUUUAGUCUGAGUCUGAUCCAAUAGGGUUCAUUUGGAAUUGGCAAAAAAGAGCUGGUCCAAUCAGUGUCUUCUCAGAUACUAUGUGCGAGACAAUAAUGAAAAUAACUAUUCAGGGCCUUAUUCACUAGAAACCAAACGGGGGGGACGGAAUAAGAAACAAAGAAACAACUGUUUUCGUUUUCCGUUUGCACUAAUGAAUAUGACCCUGGCUCAGUGUCAUUGUACUUCUCAGCAGCUGGCCACUGAGUUCCUUUCCCGCUCCACUGAAGUUAUACCGCGGUUAUACUUGACAUUGCAAAAAUAGUAUAUAGUAAAAAAAAUCCAAAGUAAAAGGCCACAGAAGAAAUGCCCAUAGGCCCCAUUUAAUCCAACCGGGUUAAGAUAAAUAGACAUUAUUGUUGAUGUGCUGCAUCGUCUUGGACAAAAUUAUGUGUAGUCAGACAUUAGGAAACUGAACUAUAUUUGAAUUCUAAUGUCAAUGAAGUUGAAGAAUUUUGUUUUUCACUUGUUUUGGAUACCUGGUUGUCAGUGUUUGAUUGAAUCAGGUAUCCUAUUGUGUACUGAGUCAAGUACAUUAACUAUUACUAUUAGCAAGUACAGAAAGUUAUUGAGUCAUUAUCCUCUGUUUAUGAUACUCCAGUUAGUCCUUUGGUAUGAUUCCACUGUAAAGUUUUACCUUUACCUCUUAGAAUACAGUACAUGCCAGGGUGUACUUUGUCAUGCAAUGCAUUUUCAUGUACUUGUGGUACUUUUGACAUUUGUAUGUAUGUAUCAAUAACGAGCAAUGUUUCUAAAUGCUCUUGAUAAAACGCCUCCAUUCAAUCAUGGAGUAGAAGUGCACACAAAGGAAAUAUUUUUCCUGCUUUAUGCUAUAGCUAGACCAACACUAACGCUAUGAAAAACAACAUUGAAUAGCUCUUCAGACUGAAGUAACACCCAACAUGGUGUUGUUUGUCUCUGCGUUUUGUCACAAUAAUCGUCUUUGUAAUCCUCAACUUUUCUACUGUGAAUGUUGUCAUCUCCAGAUUUUUGUAUUACCUGACAUUGUGUAAUUGUGUUCCUUGACCGCCAUCGGUCGUGAUCAAAGUAAUACUGUAGAUUCUUCAGCCCUGCAAUUGCUCCUCACUACACUGGUCCCAGAUCAGUUUGUGCUGUCUUGUUGACUCCUAUGGUCAUAUUGGCAAGCCAGCACAAACAGAUCUGGACCAGGCCAGCUUGUCACACCAGUUGCCUUUCAAACAGCAUUGCGCCAUUGACAUAAACAACAACAACUAGAGUGCAUUAACUUGAAGCUUGUCUCCUAAAUUGUAAAUAAGAGUAGAAAUCCUCCCUACCUUCCAUUGCACCUACCAAAAUAGCUAUUAGACUGGAUACUACAAAUCACAGGUUUAGCCAAUUAGCUGUCCACUCUGUGUACAUAGUGUAAAGACAUACUAUUUUUGAUUAUACGUAGAGCUCGCAAUAUGUUUACACGUAGCAAACUGUAUAUGGAGGCUUGGAAGUAGUGAAGGUGAAAGGAUUCUGUUGACAAGAGGAAAUGGUUAACCAGACUUUUUCCUUUCUGAAAAUUUUCACAAUGAACAGCAUCGUUGUUCACAGACCAUACAUUGAGGCACUCAAUUCAACUUGUCUUGAAUCAACCAUGUCAAUCUACUGUACUCUAAGUCUGAGGAUAUCUCAAGCAUAUCUAUACAGUUGUUGUACUAUGUCUGUCUGCAAUGUUGAAAACCCACUACUGAAAAUGUUUGAAUGCUGCUAAUUAGCUUUGACAAUUUGAGGACUGUGUUAGUGUCUUCAUUAGAGUAUGAGCUUUGUAAGACGCUACCUUUCUUCUGUUGUAAUUGUUGUACCAUUUCUGUCUGCAACUCUCAGAGUAGGCUUAAGAGAGCCCAUUUUAAAUUGAUCCUACAGGCCACAACCCUGCAGUAGGCCAUGAUAUGUGUAUCUCCCUGCAAUGCAAAUGAAGUGAGGCAGCGAAUGUCACAAAAGACCCAGAGGCCAUACGUCAGCCCAGAUUGUGUCUCUCAAAUGGCACCCUAUUCCCUAUAUAGUGCACUGCCUUUGACCAGGGCCCAUA